GCGACGACGGCGACGACGAUGCCGGCGACGACGCACGCGACGAUGCGCGCGACGUCGGCGCGCGCGACGCGCGCGAGGACGACGGCGACGGCGACGACGGCGCGGGCGCGCGCGACGACGACGAGGGUUGCGGGACGACGGCCGACGCGGUGCGCGGUGAGCGCGUCGAGCGACGCGGCGCACGCGGAGGCGUCGGGAGCGAUCGAUUGGCACGCGAUGGGGUUCGGGCUGACGACGACGGCGUACAUGUUCAAGGCGACGUGCGAGCUCGGGGGGGAGUGGGUCGUCGAGGGCGUGGUGCCGUACGGCGACCUGAGCCUGAGCCCGUCGUCGGCGGUGUUGAAUUACGGUCAGGGCGUGUUCGAGGGCAUGAAGGCGUUCCGAACGAGCGAGGGCGAGCUGUUGGUGUUCAGGCCGGACGAGAACGCGAAGCGAUGCGAGGAGGGGGCGGGACGGAUGUCCAUGCCGGCGGUGCCGAGGGAUUUGUUUCGAGACGCGGUGUUGAGGACGGUGAGCGCGAACGCGGAGUACGUCCCGCCCGUGGGCAUGGGUUCGUUGUAUUUGCGACCGCUGUUGAUCGGGACGGGGGCGAUUUUGGGCCUUGGGCCGGCCCCGAGCUACACGUUCUUGGUGUACUGCUCGCCCGUGGCGUCGUACUUCAAGGGCGGGCAGCUCACGCCCAUCGACUUGACGGUGGAGGAGACGUACCAUCGAGCCGCGCCCGGGGGAAGCGGGAGCACGAAGUGCAUCGGAAACUACUCCCCUGUGCUCAAGGUGCAAUUAGAAGCGAAGAAGCGAGGUUUCUCCGACGUCAUGUACUUGGACGCGAAGGAAAACAAGUACAUCGAGGAGGUGAGCUCGUGCAACUUUUUCUGCGUCAAGGGGAAAACCAUCUCCACGCCGUCGUUGCAGGGCACGAUUCUUCCCGGGAUCACGCGCAAGUCCAUCUGCGAACUCGCCGCCGCGCGAGGUUUCACCGUGGAAGAGCGCAACGUCUCCAUCGAUGAGGUCAUGAACGCGGACGAGUGCUUUUGCACCGGCACCGCCGUCGUCGUCGCCCCGGUCGGGUCGGUGGAGUACAAGGGUAAAACCGUCAAGUUUUGCGACGGUAAGGUCGGCCCAACGUCGCAAGCGAUGUACGAUGAGCUCACCGGCAUCCAACAAGGUAAGCUUCCCGACGAACGCGGUUGGAACGUCAAGGUGCCGAAGUUUCCCAUCUCUGGCUGAGCGCCGCGUCUCGUGAGCAUCGCGUCGACCUCGCGCCGCCCUGCGGCGUAGCACCGCGCUCGGUUCGUUCGCCUCGCGCUCCUAGUCAAACUUCUUCGCUCGGUCUUCGCGCUUG
Molecule: messenger RNA, 1342 nt
Organism: Ostreococcus lucimarinus CCE9901
Lineage: Eukaryota; Viridiplantae; Chlorophyta; Mamiellophyceae; Mamiellales; Bathycoccaceae
Exons: 1
Coding region: 217-1227 (336 amino acids)
Biological process (GO): branched-chain amino acid metabolic process
Molecular function (GO): branched-chain-amino-acid:2-oxoglutarate transaminase activity
Source: RefSeq, a predicted model, not a curated record